This is a messenger RNA of Drosophila miranda, 1060 nucleotides long. RefSeq names its product zinc finger protein 648-like. NCBI's taxonomy places the organism in Eukaryota, Metazoa, Arthropoda, Insecta, Diptera, Drosophilidae. The annotation marks the transcript as partial. Gene Ontology annotation, molecular function: DNA-binding transcription factor activity, RNA polymerase II-specific; RNA polymerase II transcription regulatory region sequence-specific DNA binding. The transcript has 2 exons. Gene Ontology annotation, cellular component: nucleus. Gene Ontology annotation, biological process: regulation of transcription by RNA polymerase II. The record is from RefSeq and is a predicted model, not a curated record.
GGGGACUGCAGGGUAUGCCAGGAAACCCUGCAGAAAGCCAUUGAGUUCCGGGAGAACUGUAUAACCACUGAAUUCAAGCUCACCCAAGAAGCCCAGAACACCGAUAUAGAAACUGAGGAAAUGGAAACUGAGUUGGAGAAUGUAUUAUACGAACAGUCAACGGAGCAAAACGAAGAAUAUCCGCUAAGCUAUCAAAAGGAACUGUGUGGACCAGCAGGCGAUGGUCCGUGCCCAACCGAACCCACAGUGGAGCUUCAAACAGUAGUAUCAUCGGAUGCAUUCAGUGUGUUGUACAGGCCUAUCGAACCAAAGAUCCAAACGCCAAGGCCAAAACGAUCCAAGCUAACUAAUGAGGAAAAGAAUCUUAGGCGGCGGGAACAAUUACGAUCCAAGCCCCUGAGCUACGUCUGCGAGCAGUGUGGACACGAUUUUCGUAUGGCUGGCCACCUACAGAUGCAUAUGCUUCGUCACAAUCGUUUCAAGAAAUUCUACAACUCGUACUUGCGGGACAGUCAUCUACGUGUUCGUCACAACGGAGAGCGUCCGUACCAAUGUAACUAUUGCAGCGAAACGUUUGCCUACUGCAAUAUUCGUCAAAAGCAGGAGAGGGAGAUUCACGGAGCACCUCCUCGCAUUCUCAUGAGUCGCAGCACCACAAAUCGAAAGGCUCAAGAGGUCAAUAGUAAACGGCACUUUUGCCAUCUCUGCACAAAAAGUUAUGCCUCAAAGUAUUCGCUCAGUUGGCAUAUAAACUCGCACACCGGGGUCAGGAACCUUAAGUGCAAGUCGUGCGACAUGACCUUCGCCGAUCCUUCUUCAGUGAGGCGACACGAGCGUUUCCAUGAAAAGAGGCCUUUGCAUUGCGAUGUCUGUCUGAAGGGUUUUUUCGUUCUCAGCAAGCUCAAUGAGCAUAAACUCAUGCACUCCGGCGAUCGUCCAUUUAAGUAAGACACCACAUUCCAGUCGUCAAUUGAAGACAACAUUUAUCCGAUCUAACUUUUUCCUGGUGUGAAAUAUGUGAUGCGUAUUUUCGAUACAAAUAUAAUCUUACUUCACUCAA